CUAGAAUUAUGAAAGUCGCUGGGGAUAGUGGGGAUUUCGAGUUAAACGUUUAACGGCAUUGCUAACGGUAAUGUUGAAAUGUGUUUCGGAAAAUUGCGAAAUCCGGCGGAUUUUGCCGGGCUUUUGAUGUAACCGUUGGCCGUUGCAUUGUACAUCGUUUCUGUUGUCUGCAUUGUCACCAGCCGCAUGACUGUUCUUGAAAUUGUUGAAUUCUUUCUAUCGUAACUUCUACGAAUGAUAUCUUCCAACAGUGAUUUUGUUUGAUCGAAGCCAAAUAUGCCAAGAGUAAAUACAAUACUUAAUUAUUUUACUUCACCGAAAGCUGUCAAGAAACCGGCGGAGGCGAAAGAGGAGAGAGACAAAUCGCAGACUCCCAAAAAGGAACAAAAGAACAAAGGAUUUGUCAGAAAUGGAAAAGAAAAUAAAAAUUCUGAUGAUAAGAAGAGAUUAUAUAAGGAGGAUAUUGAGGAAGAAGAAGAGGAGCCUAUAAAGCCUAAAAGACGGCGUCUUAUUAUUCCUGAUGUUGAAUCUGAUGAAGAUUCUGGAGAUGAAUUCAAGCCAGGUUCUGAAUCUGAAGAAUCUGAUUCAAUUUCUGAAGCAGAUACAGAGCAAGAACCUUCGACAGGGACGGAGGAUGAAACACCAGAGAAAAAGAGGAAGACAUCCAGUUUUAAAUCUAAACCAGGGCAAGCAAAUUGUUCUCGUAAUACAAAGGCAAACAAGAAGGAUUCAAAACAACCUGCACAAAUUCAAAAUCAAACUAUAAGCAAUGGACUUGCCGCCACACAUACCUGGCCUCACUUGAAAUUAGAUUUCCUGCAACCAGAGAAAAUAAAGGAUAUAAAUAGAAGAAGACCGAAGGAUCCAGAUUAUGAUUCCAAGACGCUCUACGUACCUACCGAUUUCUUAAAUAAUCAAACUCCUGCGAUGAGACAAUGGUGGGAAUUAAAAAGUAAACACUUUGAUUGCGUAUUCUUCUUUAAAAUCGGUAAAUUCUACGAGUUGUAUCACAUGGACGCAGUCGUCGGUGUCAAUGAGCUCAGUCUCACAUACAUGCGAGGUGAAUUUGCGCAUUCUGGAUUUCCCGAAAUUGGAUACGGUCGUUACUCGGCGAGUCUAAUAGAGAGAGGAUACAAAGUUGCGCGAAUCGAGCAAACCGAGAAUCCGGAAAUGAUGGCGGCGCGUUGCAGCAAAAUGGCCAGAUCGACGAAAUUCGACAAAGUCGUGAAGCGAGAAAUUUGUCAAGUCAGUACCAGAGGCACGAGAGUAUAUACUCCAUUGGACGUGGAAGCGUCCACGCCAAACUCCAAUUAUUUGUUGUCCUUGGUCGAGAAAUAUGAUAUCGGUUCAACGACCAGUUCCUUCGGAGUAUGCUUUAUAGACACAACGAUAGGUGAAUUUUACCUCGGCCAGUUCGUUGACGAUCGCUGCAACUCGAGGCUAUUGACUCUGCUGGCUCAUCAUCCACCAGUUCAUGUGAUAUACGAACGCAAUAAUCUGUCGCAAAAAACUCUGCAGCUUAUAAAUAGUACUUUGCCGGUGGCGCUAAAAGAGUCGCUACAGCGCGAAACACAAUUCUGGUCCGCUACAACUGUACUGAAAAAACUGCACGAAGGAAGUUAUUUUAAAAAGGAAAAGGACUCGAACUUUGCAUGGCCCGAGGGUUUGAGACCGUAUCUAAACGAAGGAGAUAGCUUGGGUUUAACACCGUCCGAUAACAAGGAAUUAGCGAUACACGCGUUAGGAGGAUGCGUGUAUUUGCUGAAGGAAUUCCUACUCGAGCAGCAAUUAUUAGCGCAAGGCUGCUUCAACACUUACAUCCCGCCGGACUUUUCGGCCGCGAGCAACCGGGCAGGUCUUAAUUAUGCAAAUACCAUGGUGAUAGAUGCUGUUACGAUAAAAAAUCUGAGACUCUUCGGAGAAGGUUCGCUCAUUAGUGUGUUAGAUCGUUGCUGCACCGCAUUCGGCAAAAGAUUGCUGCGCGAAUGGAUCUGCAGGCCAUCUUGCCGCAAAACCGUUAUUACAGAGCGUCAGGAGGCUGUGCAGGAGUUGGUGGAUCGGAUGGAUGUAAUGCAGUCGGCUCGCGCAAUUUUGUCAACUCUACCGGAUCUCGAAAGACUUUUGAGCAAGAUACACGCCCAAGGAAACGCUGCUAAAAUGAAAAAUCAUCCUGAUGGCAGAGCGAUAAUGUUCGAAGGCCCGACAUAUUCGAAGAGGGUGAUUGUAGAUUUCACCACGACACUCGCCAAAUUCGAAGAAGUGCUGAAAUUCAUCGAAUUGUUCGAUGAUUUCAAAAGUAACCUGAUAUCUCGCUACACGCGGUAUGAACCGGACGGUGAGUUCCCUCAUUUAAAGGAGACGCUAGACUACUUUAAGACCGCGUUCGAUCACGAAGAAGCUAAGAAGCAAGGCUGUAUCGUUCCAAAAAAGGGAGUGGACGCUGAAUAUGAUUCAGUUCUAACUGAACUCUCGAAGAUCAAGAAAGAUCUAGAUAAAUACUUGGAAAAACAAAAACAGCAUUUUGGCGUAAAAGUAACAUUCUUUGGAACAGACAGGAAACGUUAUCAAAUCGAAAUUCCCGAGUCGCAAGUUAAGAAAGUUGGUCCCGGAUACGAGUUACAGUCGCAGAGGAAAGGCUUCAAACGCUAUUAUACUGCCGAGGCAAAGGAACUUUUGGCGAGACAAAUGAAUGCCGAAGAGCACAAGGACAAGGUGCUGAAGGAUCUUAACAGGCGAAUAUUCGCGCAGUUCAGCGAAAAGUACGACAUGUGGCAUACAGCUGUUUACAAAUUGGCGACCAUGGACGUGCUCAUCUCGCUUGCGGAUUACGCACGGAACGGCGACAUGUGUAUUCCGAAAAUUCAGGAAGGAUCGAAUGGCGAGAUAUUCAUCAAAAUAAGAGACGGAAAGCAUCCCUGCGUCACGUCCGACAACUUUAUACCGAACGACACUUUAUUGGCAAUCGACGGCGCCGCCUCUUUCAUGAUUCUGACGGGACCGAAUAUGGGAGGCAAAUCGACUCUCAUGCGCCAAGUGGGCCUUAUCACGAUCUUAGCACAGAUAGGCAGCUACGUACCAGCCAGCUCAUGUUGCAUAACGCUGGUGGACCGUAUUUUCACGCGGUUGGGCGCGAAUGAUGAUAUUCUGGCCGGUCAGAGCACGUUUUUGGUCGAGCUGAGCGAGACAGCCGCGAUACUGCAACACGCUACGCCCUAUUCACUAGUGCUUCUCGACGAGUUGGGACGCGGUACAUCAACCUAUGAUGGUACGGCAAUAGCGGCUGCGGUCGUCGAUGCGUUGACCAAGCUGAAGUGUCGCACAUUGUUCUCGACGCAUUACCAUUCUCUCGUUGAAGAUUACAAAACCAAUAAGGAAGUCACGUUAGCUCAUAUGGCAUGCAUGGUGGAAACGGAAGAGGAGGAGGAAGUGUCGCAAGAAACCGUAACGUUUUUGUACAAGCUCAGCGAAGGGGCAUGUCCAAAAUCCUAUGGAUUCAAUGCUGCUCGACUAGCGGGUGUGCCGUCUCUAAUCACAAAGAGAGCGCACGAGAUUGCCAGCAGGAUGGAGCAGGAAACUAAUCACAAGCACAUCUUCAAAGCUCUUUGCAAAGCCAAUGAUGCUGAAAUAAGAAGUCUCAUUGCUGCCAUUUAGUGUAUCAAAUACAGCCCCGCGUUACGUUGAAUACUCGUAUAUCAUCUUCAAAGAAACCAUUUGAAAAAACAGAAUAAUGCAGAGUUUGGAUUUGUGACUUGUACAAAAUAUUCUUGAGCGAUAAAUUAUCUAGGAAUAGUGUAUAAAAAUGGGCAUUAUAUACUUAAUUUUUGUCAAGUAUCUUCAUACUGAUAUCGAGCUGUGCGCUCUAAAUAACUUAUCAUUUUUUUAUCUAUAAAAUAACAGUAUUUUCGCUUCAUACAGGAAUUUAAUAUGUAUAAGUUCUUUAUUCAUCAUCAUGUAAAAACCAAAGCUGUAAGUAUUUCUGUUUCUGCGAAGUUAAUUAUUUAAUUUUAAUACUCGUAUUUAUCACAUACUAAUAAUUCUUGUUUAAUACGUACCUAAUGUUUUAAUUGCGCUAUUUUCAUAAUAAAAGCUCUCGUAAAAGUAUGUUACGGUUGAUUUAAAAAAAA
Molecule: messenger RNA, 4124 nt
Organism: Wasmannia auropunctata (little fire ant)
Lineage: Eukaryota; Metazoa; Arthropoda; Insecta; Hymenoptera; Formicidae
Gene: Msh6
Product: probable DNA mismatch repair protein Msh6
Exons: 20
Coding region: 277-3651 (1124 amino acids)
Biological process (GO): mismatch repair
Cellular component (GO): MutSalpha complex; nucleus
Molecular function (GO): mismatched DNA binding; ATP-dependent DNA damage sensor activity; ATP binding
Source: RefSeq, a predicted model, not a curated record